Molecule: messenger RNA, 1620 nt
Organism: Candidula unifasciata
Lineage: Eukaryota; Metazoa; Mollusca; Gastropoda; Stylommatophora; Geomitridae
Source: the annotation of a GenBank genome assembly
AUGAAAGCCGAUUAUGUAGCAGGGACAAUCUGUUUUCUGGGCUUUCUGUGUGUAGUCUUCGCCAGUUCCAUGACAGGUUGUGCUAGCAGCUGGUUUGGACCAAACUGCAAAUACAAGUGCCGGUGCGAAGACAACAACUGCGACAAGGACGGCAUGUGUACGGAAAAGUUCACCUGCGUCAGGGGAUGGUUCGGUCCGUCCUGUCAGUACGACGAUAUAGCCUACCAGUUUGGUGACGUGGUUGAGCUGACAGAUGGCAACGAUAAAACGUGUGUCCCCGCUUCAGUAGAGAAAUCCACCACCUUAAAUCUCAAUGUAUCAUUUAUCUUCACAUGGAUGAGAGUGGUCGUCUCCAAGCCUAAAUUCAGGAGUCAGAUUAAGGCGAAAUUUACAAGCAAUUCUAACGCCACUGAGUGUAGAAACCGAACGUAUACAACUGUAGACAGCAUAACAAUGGACAUCCACUGCGAGAUUGCUGACCCCAUAGAUGAGAUCGUCCUGUCUGGUGAUGGGGUCCGUUAUUUGUGCUCAGUCUACGUCAGUGGAGGUCGGAAUCUUGCCCUGAAAGCUAAGACAGAACAGUCCUCGACGUACAGCGAACAGUCACCUUCAACCUUUCAGCUCAACAUCUCCUUUACAUCCAGCAAGGCAGUCGACGGCAAGACAAACCAGCGUCUCUAUGACGGCUUUAGCUGCGCCAUGACCCAGGAGAGUCCCACAAGGAGGCAGUAUUGGGAACUGACCUUCUCAAGUCCGCGAAGCGUCCACAAAUAUCUUAUAUACGGCAGAACAGAUUCAAAGGAUCCAGAAUUUCGUCUCUCCAAUAUUUCUCUGGAGAGUGUUGAUGAGGCCGGUAACGUUGUCUACGAUUAUAGUUACACUCCAACCGAUAGUUUUCAGGAAGUCCUCACACUCAUCCACUCGCCUCAAACUGUUUCCAGAGUCAACAUCCACAGCAACAUUUUCCCCAGACAGCUGGCCUUGUGUGAAGUUGAAAUCUUCGGAGAAUCUAUCUGCGAGGCCGGAAAAUACGGACUUGACUGUGAGAAUACAUGUAAUUGCGAAGACAACACCUCCUGCAUCAUUAGUACUGGCAUAUGCCCUUUCGCGUCUGUUAUUGUUUCACCAACCAUCAACAAAACGUGCGCUCCAGGCACUUUCGGCGACGACUGCAGCUUCAAGUGCAGUGAGUUUUGUACCAAGAACUCGGUGGGUGUCCACUCCUGUAAGGAUCCAACUGGCGAUUGUGAUGAGGGAUGUUUAAAUGGGUACACAGAGUCUACGUGUACAGAAAGAUGUCCGAUAGGGACUUACGGUAAAGACUGCACACAAGUUUGCGGCCCCAAGUGUCUGGAGGCUAAGGAACCUAACACAUCUUCGUGUCAUCACGCCAGUGGUGUCUGUCUGCUUGGAUGUCAGGAUGAGGCUUUUGGACCAUUGUGUAAUUCAAAAGUAGAAAACUCGGUACGCCAAUCAGCAGGUGGCAACGACACUUCAUAUCUGAAUCUAAUCAUUGGCCUGUUUGUAGGCGUAUUGGUGCUUCUGCCGGUCUUAUACUGUCUGCGCAAGAAAAAGCCUACAAGGUCUCAUGCAGAGGAGAGAAAUCGUCGUAAGCCAUGA